CGUAAGCGAAAAGCGAUGCUUCAUGAUUGUGGUGCUUAUGGAUUGAUUUAAAGUCUAUGGCAGGAAUUCCCAUUCAAAAAUAAACUAGCAAGUAUAAACAAUUAUCGGCUAUUUUUAUGAAAAAAGUAUGCUGUUAACAUUUCUUUACAUGAUAGCCACCAUCAUGCAAGCACGGAGGAUAUCAUUUCUGAAAGCACACUUAAAUACUAUCUUUAAGGAAAACAAGAGUCAUCCUUCUAUUGCGCUUAAGAUUAAAUCAUCUCGACACCUAAGUAAAGAUCGCAAUGCAUCACGAUACGAUGAUGAACAUUUCAUGAGUUCUCGUUUGUGUACUAACAAACAUCUUGCAAAACUUGACGAAUUAGUAUGGUUUCAAGAAAAUGCAAAAUUAUAUACUAUAUACCCUCAACAAAAAGUUGAUGUAUCCGACUGGCUGAGUUAUCCAAAUGGAAAGUCGUUUCCCCUGUAUGCGAGUAACUGCUGUCAGAUUUCAAGCAAAUCUGAUCUCAAGAUGCAUAUUCUUGUCGAAGUUGAUAUGGAAACUUAUAGAUCUCGGGCCUCAACAGUCUCUGCAAAACUUGAGGAUUAUGGUCUAAUUAUGGCAUGGACAACAUCAGAUACGAAUAUGAGUUUCAUUUUAGAAACAGAUAUAGAACAUAUUACGAGCUUAAUAACUGGGGUUAUGCAAGGACAAUAUUGUAUUAAUCAUGGCUUAUGUUUAACACGUGUUCAAUCUGUUUUGGUAUCGGGAAAACCGUAUAUUUAUAAUGAUACUGGACACCUUGGUCCACCACCGAAUAAAAAUAGUUUUUAUGCAAAGUGCGAAGCAGCUCGAGUAUCUUCCCAAAAAAAUAAGCCUAAAGGGAUUAUAUGUGGUGUAAGUGUACGAUCACAAGAUAAAAAUGUGAAUGCUGAUGCAUUUACAGAAGACUUUUAUGCAAAAAGUGCUAAAUCAUCUAAUUCAGCACCAGCAACAUGUAAUUCGUCACCAACUGACGAGCGUAUAGGAGGAUUGGUAAAAAAUCCAUACAAUAGAGCAUUACCAAGCGAUGUGCUUCUUGCCGCUACUGGAGGAUACAAACCUGAUUUAACCAAAAUUUAUUUACCUGAUGCCACAGAGAAAAAAGACAAUAGUAAUGAAGAACUUGAAAAUAAUCAAAGCAAGUCUACUAAAGAAGCAAGUACUUGCAAAAAUUUUGAAUUGAAAGUAGAGGAAAUUCCCAAUAAGGUGAUUAAACCACCAAAUGUUCUCGUCUGUGCAGAUACUCUAGGUGCGACCGACAAUUUAGAAAAUUUAUUAUCAAAAGUGCUAGAGCGAAAUAGGUAUGACAUCCAUGUAUUUUGUAAAGGGGACUAUAAUAGUUGCAAAAUUUGGAUAGAUCAGGUUUCUUUAGUAGUUCUUUGUGGUAAUGUUGGUGCAGAACUCGGUGCUCAACUUGUGGAAUACAUUAUACAAGGGGGCAAACUUCUAGCGUUAUGCUCAGACAUGUUACAUAUUUUGCUACCAUCAUUCAAGACUGCCGAAGUACGUGAAAAUGAACUCGUACACUUUUCAUAUGGUAAAUGGAAACAAGUACGUAUGAUGCAUCACAUCUUUUGCUACCAUGCAUCCCCCGUACGAACCCGUUUUUCUCAAGAUCACGAAGAUACAAGAACGUCUACGUUGAAUACUCCGACGUCAACUAGUGUUAAGGACAAAAAGGGAAAUUUACAUUCGUUUGAUGUAAAAGUAUUAGGCAGAGAAGAAACAUGGCACAGUCCAAGCAUAUUACUCGCAACUUUGCCUAGUAGUGGUGGUAAAGUGGUAUUCUCUCAAAUCCAUUUAGAGAUAGAUCCAAUGAAAUAUGUAUAUGAGGGAGAUAAAUUUAACGAGUUGAAAAAAAGUAACACUGCACGGUUGGAAAUAAUCAGUGAUCUACUGAGCAUACAUUUAGGAUUGGAUGUAAAUCGUGAUUUAAGUCAAGUAUCAGAUAAAAAAUCUGUACGGUAUACUCCAGGUUACUUUUUAGGCAAAUUUGAGAUGAAGAUGAAGAUGCUUGAAAAACUGAAGGAUAGAAUAGAUAAAACUAACAUAUUAAAAAUGUCAGACAUAGAAAUUCAAUUUUGCGCAAAUAACGAUGAUGCGCACUCACCAUCUGCUAAGUUUCUCCCUAUUAUGAUGCAUAUGUGUCCGCCUAAUUUUUCGACUGUAGAUUAUUUUGAAAAUCUCUGUACAAAAGAACUGGGCCGUUUAGUAAUAUAUGCCGAUAUCUUGACAUCAUCCAUGCAUGUGAGUAACGCCCGAUUACAACACGGACUAGCAGUUAUUCCACGUCAACAGAUAUACGGACGAGGGCGAUACAAUAAUAAAUGGCUCAGUCCAAAUGGUUGUGCUAUGUUUACUUUACAAGUACAUAUUUCGAUAAUGUCGAGUCUCGGUCGUUAUGUCUCGCUUCUUCAACAUAUUGCUGCUGUAGCACUUGUAUCAGCUGUAAGAUCUAUUAAAGGAUACGAGGAUAUUAAUCUCAGAAUAAAAUGGCCUAACGAUAUAUAUAUUGGUAAUUCGAUUAAGAUUGGUGGUAUAAUCGUUUCUACGCGGUCGGAAGAUGUUGGAGCAAAGUACAUUUGUAAUAUUGGUGCUGGUGUAAACCUUUCCAAUAAUAAACCUACAACUUGCAUCAAUGAUACGAUUCUGCAAUAUAAUCAAAAAUAUGGUACAAAAUUAGAAACGUUAUCUCAUGAAAAGUACUUGGCAUUGGUAUUCAAUGAAAUGGAAACUUUAUUAGAUAUUCUACAGAAUGGCAACACAGAACACUUCUAUCAACUUUAUUACAAAUAUUGGUUGCACACGAAUGCAAAUGUGAUGGUAACGAGGAUAAAUGGAAGAAGAGAAAGUGUUACGAUCUUAGGUAUUGAUGAUUACGGAUAUCUAUUGGUGCAAGGAAAAAAGGGUUUAUUUUCUGUACAAUCAGAUGGAAAUAGUUACGAUCUUUUCAAAGGGCUAAUAGUACCAAAAUAAAGAAUUAUAUAUUCGUUAAUUGUUAC
Molecule: messenger RNA, 3024 nt
Organism: Cyphomyrmex costatus
Lineage: Eukaryota; Metazoa; Arthropoda; Insecta; Hymenoptera; Formicidae
Gene: Hcs
Product: holocarboxylase synthetase-like protein
Exons: 17
Coding region: 128-2998 (956 amino acids)
Biological process (GO): protein modification process
Cellular component (GO): cytoplasm
Molecular function (GO): biotin--[biotin carboxyl-carrier protein] ligase activity
Source: RefSeq, a predicted model, not a curated record